AUGGGAGUGAAGAGGCAUGAGAAUAUGGAUGAGACUGUGAUGAUGAUUUUCAAGGCCUGGGCGGCCGCCGGAGGCUCGCUGAUGGCGGUGAUCAAUGACGUGUCGUCGACUCACCUCGACUCACUCGUCGCGUUGAGCUUCAAGCACUACCCAUCCCCAAAAGCUCAACCAGUAGUGGUGGCGAUGGUCGCAACGUCAGAAUCCCGCAGAACGAGAAAGCAAGGAGACUCGCGCGCACGGCGGCGCGCUCGAUCGUCGAGGUUCGAGGUUCGGUGGACACCUGGGCAUGAUCGGGGCGAGGUAUGGCAUGGUAAGGUACGUAGCUGCCGCGCUAGAGUGGAGACAAGCGCACAGGCCAAGGCGGGCCAGGCAUCGUCUGACCAAGUCGAGCGUCCGGCGGCCGUCUCGCUGUUGGCAACACCGUCGAAUGCGUUUCUCACUCGUUUGUGA
Dissoconium aciculare CBS 342.82 is the source of this 450-nucleotide messenger RNA. RefSeq lists its product as uncharacterized. The transcript has a single exon. The coding region runs from base 1 to 450 and encodes 149 amino acids. Lineage: Eukaryota; Fungi; Ascomycota; Dothideomycetes; Mycosphaerellales; Dissoconiaceae. The record is from RefSeq and is a predicted model, not a curated record.